Messenger RNA from Penicillium taxi, 1743 nucleotides. RefSeq names its product RAD52 DNA repair protein RADC. Lineage: Eukaryota; Fungi; Ascomycota; Eurotiomycetes; Eurotiales; Aspergillaceae. Gene Ontology annotation, cellular component: nucleus. The record is from RefSeq and is a predicted model, not a curated record. The transcript has 6 exons. The coding region runs from base 1 to 1743 and encodes 580 amino acids. Gene Ontology annotation, biological process: mitotic recombination; DNA recombinase assembly; double-strand break repair via single-strand annealing.
AUGCCAGCUGUUGGCGACCAACAUCGCGGCGGGCCCGCUACCAUUGGGAUGCCGGGGACCGGUUCAAGUACAGGCACAGCAAAUCCCUUCGAUGAGCCCCAACGUCGUAUGAGCGAGUAUACAGCAAUAGAAAUUGCGACUCUGCAAGCUCGUCUCGAUAAGAAAUUAGGACCCGAAUAUAUCUCAUCCCGACCUGGUGCUGCUGGACAGAGGGUACAUUAUCUGUCGGCAGACAAAUGCAUCAACCUCGCUAAUGAGGUCUUUGGAUUCAAUGGCUGGUCGAGCUCAAUUCAGAAGAUUGAUAUUGACUUUAUCGAAGAAAAUCAAAACACAGGCAAGAUUAGCCUAGGAUUGUCAGUCAUUGUCAGAAUCACGCUACGAGAUGGAACAUUCCAUGAGGAUAUCGGCUACGGGCAUAUCGAGAAUUGCAAAGGCAAAGCCGCGGCAUUUGAAAAGUCCAAGAAGGAAGGGACUACAGAUGCAUUGAAGAGAACAUUGCGUACAUUUGGAAAUGUUCUCGGCAAUUGUGUCUACGAUAAGGACUACUUGGCCAAGGUCAUCAAGAUCAAACCCGCGCCAACCAAAUGGGAUCUGGAAGACCUUCAUCGACAUCGUGAUAAUGUCCCUAGGAAAGAAACUGCCCCGCCGCCUCCAAACAGGACAGUGGGGGAUGUUGAUCUCCCUCCUGCACGUCCAAUAGAGGCCUCGAAGAGCAGCAGUACAACCAGCAACGCUAUAACUAUCAAUUCUGCUUUUGAAGCUGACGGCGAGUUCGGCAGCGACCUCUUCGACGAAGCUGAUUUCGUCGUAUCUGCUUCUGGCAACCCCGAUGAAAUUUCAAUUGAACCAGAAAUUCAACGGCAACCACCGCCGACACCCAUGAAUCGACAAGUUCCUCACAGAGGACCCCCGAUAGGAGGAUUCGAUCCAUCGGCUAUCACGCCUUCGAAGCCAGAGAAAUUCAAUGCUGGUAAUCCAGCUGCAAGGCAACCAAUAUCUACAAACGCACGACCAUACCCUUCGGCAACGCCUGCCCAAAAGCGACCGCCUCCUCCGGCCCAGUCGCAUAACAUUCCCAAUGGAAAACCAGGAGCUCCACCUCAGCCAAGGCCUGUGCCGGAUGCCAAUGCACAAGCUUCUUAUGCGCAACAGGCCUUCAAGAGAGAGCCUGGUACCGUUCUCAACCAAGACACAAACCAGCCACCGGCCUCUCAAUCGGUGGGAUUCUUUUCUGCUCGAGCAGCGGAUUCACUUCGCGAAAAUCCCAAUGCUGUUACGAUGCCAGGGUCUCAAUUCGAUCCGCAUGCGGAGAGCCCAUCCAUUCGUAAAACCGCCGGGGUCGAUCACACAAAAAGCGUUCCGAUUACCAGACCCAUGCUUUCAACUGGCUCGCCAGCACCACCCAAUAAUACACGCGAUUUCGUGAAUCCAUCAGCUGAUCUGCAGCGUAGAGUCGGUGCCCCAGGUGCUGCUGCACCAACAGCAGGCAGUCCAUUAUCUCGGGGUCCGUUGGUUUCUUCCUACCGACCACUAACUAGACCUAAUUUACCCAACGCCGCUGCCAUAAACAGAGGAAUGAGCGCACCUCCACAGAAUAUGAAUGGUAAACGGCCCCCAUUAAAUGAUGUUACCAACGCCACUACCACGACACCCAUUCCCCCUGCUAUGGGUCCGCAUGAUCCAAAGCGGCCGCGAGUGUCUGAUGUCACUCCUGGACAAGAACCUCCAGCUCCCCAGCAUUAA